Molecule: messenger RNA, 693 nt
Organism: Ostreococcus tauri
Lineage: Eukaryota; Viridiplantae; Chlorophyta; Mamiellophyceae; Mamiellales; Bathycoccaceae
Product: Thioredoxin-like fold
Exons: 3
Coding region: 1-693 (230 amino acids)
Biological process (GO): hydrogen peroxide catabolic process; response to oxidative stress; cellular response to stress
Molecular function (GO): thioredoxin peroxidase activity
Source: RefSeq, a predicted model, not a curated record
AUGUUGUCCGCGAGUUUGUCCAAGAGCGCGUUCACGCCCAGGGCGUCGGCGCUCCAGAAGAGCGUUAAGGGGAAGAACUUCUCCCGAUCCGCCGUCCGCGUGGAAGCGCGCAAGCCGCUCGUGGGCUACCCGGCGCCGGAGUUUAGCGCCGAGGCGGUGUUCGAUCAAGAGUUCCAAGACAUCAAGCUCUCGGAUUACCGCGGCAAGUACGUCGUGCUCUUCUUCUACCCGCUCGAUUUUACCUUUGUGUGCCCGACGGAAAUCACCGCCUUCUCCGAUCGCUACGAAGAGUUCGCGAAGCUCAACACCGAAGUCCUCGGCGUGAGCGUUGACUCCAAGUUCUCUCACUUGGCGUGGUUGCAAACCGACCGCAACGACGGCGGCCUCGGCGACUUGGCCUACCCGCUCGUCAGUGACCUCAAGCGCGAAAUCUGCGAAUCGUACGAUGUGUUGUACGAAGACGGCACCGCGCUCCGUGGGUUGUACAUCAUCGAUCGUGAGGGCGUCAUCCAGCACUACACAUGCAACAACGCUCCGUUCGGCCGCAACGUCGACGAGUGCCUGCGCGUGCUUCAAGCGAUCCAAUACGUUCAAAACAACCCAGACGAGGUGUGCCCGGCGGGCUGGACCCCGGGUGCGGCGACGAUGAAGCCGGAUCCGAAGGGCUCGAAGGAAUACUUCAAGGCGAUCUAA